This is a messenger RNA of Acanthamoeba castellanii str. Neff, 3924 nucleotides long. Its product is annotated as Reverse transcriptase. The coding region runs from base 1 to 3924 and encodes 1307 amino acids. The transcript has 2 exons. Lineage: Eukaryota; Discosea; Longamoebia; Acanthamoebidae. The record is from RefSeq and is a predicted model, not a curated record.
AUGGCCGCUAAAUCCGUCGCCUGCCCUCACGAUGGAUGCGCCAACAAGUACGCGUCGGAAGCCUCCCUCCGAAGACACAUUAAGAACAAACACGCUACAGAUGAGGAAGGAGAUGAGACCUCACACUCCUGUCCCCACUGCCACCGACCUUUCUCCACCGCCCGCGGGCUCAGCGUCCACAUUGGCAAAUCGCACCGUCAGGCCCCCCCUGAGCCGACGCGCCCCCCCCCGGCCCCGGCCCCUGCCGAUCCCGGCCUCGAUCCCGACCCCGGCCCCACCGUGACGCCCCCCAGCCGUGAUGACGAAGACCGCGAGGAACCCGACGACGACCCCGUGGAGAUCGCGGACCUAAGCUGCCCUCACUGCGCCCAGGCCCUCCCGUCGGCCCACGGCCUCGCCAACCACCUUCGCGCCUGCAAGGACCACAGGGUCCCCGCCCCUGGAGCACCCCGCUCGGGUCCGCCCAGCUCCAGGUACUGGACUGCUGUCGAGCACCACCGCUAUGUGGAGGCCAUGGCGCGCUUCGCGGAUCACCCCGACCUACUUGCGCGCGCGGCUGCCCACAUCGGGACCCGCACGUACAAACAGGUUGACUCCCACCGCACCAAGGUGAUCGCGGCGGAGCGCGAGGGCCGCCCUGUCCGCACGCUCGACCCCACGAUGGACUGGCGCAUGCGGCCCUACUGCGCCAGCACCACGGCCCGGUGGCUGGCUGAGCAGGGGCGUAGCCCAGUAGCGCCCCGCUCGCCCUGCCCCGAGCCCCACGCCCCGCCGCCUGCAGCCGCGCUGCUGUACAUCCCGGCCACGCCCCCCGCGCCAACGCCCCGUGCCCCAGUGGCGCCUCCCAAGCUUGCGCCUCCCGCCGAGAGCACCGUGCCCGCCACGCCCGAUGGGAAUCCGGAGGCGCCAGCACCCCCGUUUAGCGCCCCCGGACCUCCCACCCCCAAGGCAUUGCCGCCCCCGCCCCCGUCCCGCCGCAACCUGCGCCCUCACCUCGUGCCCAAGGAUGCUUGGCAGGGGGUCGCCGAUGCCGUCGCCCCUGCCGCCUCGCGCCUCCUGCGCACGCCCCUUGCGCACCUCUCCACCGAGCAGUGGGCCACGUUCGAAGCCGCCCUCGCCGGCCUCGAGGCUACGCUCCACCAUGCCGCCCGCAGUGCAGAGGCGGUGCCCACACGCUGCGCUAGCCGAGCAAGGGAAGACGCCGAGCGCCAACUCCGUGAAGCCCGAAAGACGCGUGAGAUCUUUGGCAAGGCCGCUGCCCUCUACGCAGCCGGCAAGGACCCCACUGCCACCAUCGAGCGCAUCCCCCCAGAAGUCCGCCUACACCUGCCAACCCCUGGCUCGGCUGAAUGGCCCGCCAGGGCGGCCGCCGCCCGCAGGGUGAUCCGCCGUGCAGUCGCGCGAGCGGACCGGUUGCGCAAGCGCAUGGGCAUCCUCGAUAGCGACCGCGACCUCCAACGCCUCUUCAACGCUAACCAGAAGAAGGCAGUUCGGCAGAUCCUCGCCCCGUCCACCAAGGCGCCGCGGUGCCAGCUAGACCCAGCCGCCGUCGAGGAGGCCUACAUCCAGACCCUCGCCAAGCCGCCGCCGAUCGACCCCAGCCCCCCGUGGAAGAACUCCGUCCAGUGGCCCCGCCCGCCCACUGCCGCCGAUGACGGAGGCAGCCCCUUCAGCGUCGCCGAGGUCCGGGCCCAGCUCCGCCGACUGCCCAACGGGUCCGCCCCAGGGAUCGAUGGCAUACCGUACGAGGCCUACAAGCGUACGAAACUGGACGCCACGCUCGCCCAUGUCUUCGAGGUCGUGCGGCUGAAUGCGCGCCUGCCAGCUCGAUGGGAUGUGGCGCGCACGGUCCUGCUCUACAAGAAAGGCGACCCUAACGACACCGGCAACUGGCGACCGAUAAGCCUCCAGGUCACCAUCUAUAAGAUCUUCACGGCCGCCCUGUCGAAGCGGCUCAUCUCCUGGGCUGGCAAGCACAACACUUUCUCCGCAUCGCAGAAGGGAUUCCUACCGGCCGAAGGCUGCCACGAGCACGCGUUUGUCUUGCGAAGCGUGCUUGACGACGCCCGUCGGCACAAGCAGAACGUGUACCUUGCCUGGUACGAUCUGCGCAACGCCUUCGGAUCGGUGUCGCACGACCUCAUCGCCUGGUGCGCUGCCAUGUUGGGCCUGCCCCGCUACCUCCGGGAUGCCAUCGGCGCAAUCUAUCGGCACUCAGCGCUCUUCGUCCAAGUUGGGGAUCAGGAGACCACCGGCGUCAUUCCUAUGCGCUGCGGCGUCAAGCAGGGCUGCCCUCUCAGCCCCCUCCUCUUCAACCUGUGCGUCGAGCCGGCCCUUCGCUGCCUACGCCGCACCACCGGGUACAAGUUCUACGGCACGUCGAUCACCGUCGAGGGCCAGGCCUACGCCGACGACCUGCUCACUGCCGCGCCCUCCGCCUACCAUGCGGCCCGGCAGGUGGCCACGAUCGAGGAAUGGGCCAACUGGGCGGGAGUCUCCUUCGUCGUCCAAGCCCUCUCCCUGGAUGCGCCGGCCGGCAAGUGUGCCGCCCUCGCGAUCAACUUCGAAGGUGGUCUAAUGCACUCUAUCGACCCUGCCCUCAAGGUCCAAGGCGCAGCCAUCCCGGCCAUGUCAAGAAACAACGUGUACCGCUACCUCGGAGUACAUGUCGGUCUCACAGAUGCGCUCGGCCAAGCGAACGAGCUCCUCGAGAAGGCCUCACGCGAUGCACGCACGAUCUGUGCCUCUGGCCUCGAACCCUGGCAGAAGGUGGUCGCAAUCAAGACCUUCAUCCUCUCCCGGCUCCCCUUCUUCUUCCACAACGGGAAGAUCCAGAGGGGCCGAUGCCAGCAAUUCGACCGCGAGCUUCGAGAAAACCUGCGGGCCGCCCUCCGACUCCCCGUCUGCACCACGAACGCCUUCUUCCAUUCCCGCGUGGCCUCAGGCGGCCUUGGCAUCCUGCCCAUCGCGGAAGAACAACAAGUCUACCUGGCAGCCCACGUGUUCAAGCUCCUGACUUCGCCAGAUCUGUCGAUCCGCGCCAUCGCCCGACACCAACUUGCCGAGGUCACCCACGCGCGACACACCACGCCAGUCCAGGACGGCGAAGCGUCACCCUUCUUCGGAUGGCUCAUGCGGGGGCAGGAGGUCGCAUCAACUACCCCCUCGGGUGACGUCAGUUCAAUCUGGUUCGCAGCUGCAGGCGCCUACUCGAGGAUGGGAUGGUCAGUCCGCGAUGCACUCCACCCGACGCUGACAGUUGGUCCGGGCGUCCAAUUCGAGGGCCGAUUCCAACGUGCCAACGUCAUCCCAGCUCUCCGGGCUAGCGCCUUUUCCCGCCAUGCUGUGGAAUGGAGUGCCCUCCGCACCCAGGGUCGAGCAGCAGCCUACCAACAUGCCGUCCACCCUGCAACGCACCACUGGGUCCACAACAGCGCUGGCCUGACGACCAAGGAGUACCGAUUCGCGAUCAAGUGUCGAUUGGGUCUCCUGCCGACGCGAGCAGCUCCACACCACCGCAAUGGGCCAACAGCGUGCAGGGCGUGCUCCUACGCCCGCGAGACGGCCAACCAUGUUCUCGGACACUGCCCGGCGACCAAGGCCGAAGUCAUCGCGCGCCACAACAGGAUAUGCCGAGCUCUGGCCCAGGCGGCUGAAGCCUCAUGGACGUCUGUCCUUGAAGACGUCCCGAUCCCGGGGGUGGACUCCCCCCUACGACCCGACAUCUACUGCUCUCGGCCGGGCCAGUGUGCCAUCAUCGAGGUCGCGGUCUCCUACGAGGACGCCUUCAACGCUUCGAUGGAGGGCCGGGCGAAGCAGAAGACCGACAAGUACGCUGGCCUGGCUGCUACCGUCGAGGAGCAGCUGCGGCUCCAAACCCGGCACGCGGCUUUCGUGGUGGGCUUCUCUGGCGUCCCUCGGUAA